AUGAAUCCGGACAGACGCACUCUUCCCGCGACUGAGGGAGGGGCAGGGACGGGAGGAGGAGAAGGAGGGCAAGAGCCUGGACACGGCGGGCGAGGCGCGGCGACUACGCACCCUUCGCCGCAGCAGCACGGCGGCCCCCAGAAUGUCGUCUACUCGGGACUCGUCGUCGCAGUGUCGCUGGCUCUCUUCCGCUCCGGACCCGUCAACAUCUUGCUGGUGGUCGGCACUGCCGCCCUGCUCCUGUGCAAUCCCUGGGUCCGCACGCUGCUCGAGCUGCCCUCGACCGACGCUGCAGCAAAGGCGAGGAGCAAGUUUGACCCGGCCAGGUACCUUCUAUUCACGCACGGCACUCGCGACGACGAUGCAAAGGAGGCUGCGGCGGAGCAAGAUUCGCUGCCGUCGACGCAGAACGAUGCCGCGCUCGAUGGCGGGGCCAAGCAGCUAUCGACGACGACCAUCGCACCUCCGCUUCGCAAGCCUGUCCAGCGCCUCGUCGAGCUGGUCGUGCGCGACUUUGUCAAGCAUUGGUACGACCCCAUCACCUUUGCCCACCCCGGCUUCCCCAAGGCCGCCGACGCCAGCAUCUCGCACAUGAUCGCCAGCAUCUAUCUGCGGCUUGGCAGGCUGCGCAACGUGGAUGCCACGUCGGAGCUGCUGCUGACGUCGCAGAGCGUCAUCCUCGCCUCGCUGCGGCGGAAGCGGAAGCGGCUACAGGCUUUCGGCAACCCGAUGCCCGACCCCGACGAGGCAGAUUCCGACCUCACCUGGCCUAAUUCCUCGGCCCGCAUCGAAUCGCUGCGCAAGGGCAUACGAAGGCUGCUCGCGCGCAACAUGACCGGCUCCGAGAGGCAGUCGCCCGUCGUUGUCUCGCUCAUGACCGAGAUCCUCACAAAGCAAUGCUGGGAGGCGGUCCAGUACGUCAGCGACCCGGACUUUAUCAACAUGCAGAUCGUCAAGUGGGGGGAGCCGGCUAGCGAAACGAGCCUGCACGACAAGACGCUGUCGCCAAAAGAGCUUGAGGCGGUCAAGGACGCCGCCCAAGGUACUCUCGCAGGUGUCGUCGACGGGCGCCCCAACAAGGCGCUGGGCGCGGCGGCCGGGGAAGCGACAAAAGGCCUCUUCGCGGAGCAACCCGAGCUCAGCCCAGGCGACGUCGGCAAGUUGACACCCCAGGAUCUGGCAGAUCAGCCGGCUGCAGCACCGCAGCAGGAUCCCGGCCAUACGCUCAGCUCUGAUCCGCUGUCAUCGCUCGGCGGGUUCGCAACGUCGGCCCUGAGCAGCGUGACGAAUGCCGCCGGCCGCACCGUCGAUGUUGUCGGCGAGGGGCUCGGCGAGGUGGGCAACACGCUUCUAGGUGCCGUCGGCGAUGACGACGCCGAGCGUUCCGCCAUCCCGCCUCGCAACAUGCGCCUCGACGUGCCCUCCGCGCUCUCCGAUCCGCCUCUGCCCGACUCGCUCAAGAGGAGUUUGCGGCAAGUGCCGGGCGCGUCAGGCCAAACGCCGACCUCUACAGAUGCCUACACCAUCCCAGACACUCCGGAUCCCGCACCGGCGCCGACCCAGCGCGGCCCUCCGCUUCCGAUGAGGCCCACGGCCUCCUCCCCGGUCAAGGCGGCCGGCCAAAUGGACUUUCCCUCGCUGGAUCAGGUCCUCUCGGGGCAGGCGGGGUCAGUGUAUGACGCCUUCGAGGCAUUUCUCGAGGAUGCGCGCCCGCCUCUAUGCGGGCCUGGAGAGGGCGAAUCGGUGCUGCGCCUUCACACGCAGCUCGGCACCCUUUCCACCAUUGCUCAAUUCGAAGACCUCGAUGCGCGCACCCUCCACGCCGACGCGAGCAACAUCCUCACAAAGGCGCUGCAGCGCUUGCCCAACGACAGCGACGCCGACGGAAGCCGCAAGUCGCUGCGCACGGCGCUGGCGCAGACCCUAGACCGCUUGCGCGUCGAGCCGAGCAUGGCGACGCUGGAACCGCUGCAGCACGAUCUCGACGACCGGCUGGAGCGGCUCUAUCGUGCGUUCGCAGAGCAGACGCAAGGCGCCUCCCGAUCGCGGACGACUGCAGCUCCGGCUGCCACUCAGGCGUCCUCCCACAGCCGGGACCAUUCGCGCACGAGGUCCGAACGCAGCACCGACGCGGAAUCGCCGUCGAGGCCGCUGGCGUACGAGCCCAGACGAAAGAACUCUGGCCCGUCGCUGGCGACAGGCGGUGGCGUCGCAGCUCUCACGCAGCCACCGUCGCGUCCUCCCUCGACGCCGCCGAGACCAUCGUCCAUCCCCUCGCGCUCGACCUCGACUCCGCAGCCUCCGCCUCCUCGCUCUGGCUCGACGGACGGUCUGGACGAAGGCGCUGAGCGCGCGUCGCCGUCGGCAGGCACUUCGCAGUCGGACGCAACCAACGCCGCCGCCCGAGGCUCGGCAGAGGUGAUGGUGACGGACGUGAGCAACAACGCCGGCAAGGCAGGGCCGCUCGACGCGCGGAGCCUCGAGCUGAUGAUUGUCGUCGAAGGCAUCUCGUCGGACGGAGGCCACGGCGACGGCUUUGUGCUGCUGCGCCGCUGGUCCGAGUUCGAGGCGCUCGACGCCGAGCUGCAGCGGAUGCCGCGCUCGUCGAACCCACCGCCCCGCCUGCCCGCGGCCAAGGGCAAGAGCAGCGCGCAGUUCUGCCCGGAGCUCGAAGGCUACCUGAGGGCGCUGCUGGCGUCUUCGAUGAUGGACCACCUUGCCUCGAACCCGACCAUGCAGCGCUUCAUGGACAAGAACCGCGCCGGCGCGCCUGCCGAGGCGGUGCGCGAGCGCGGCGGGCCGGCGGCCUUCUUUGGCGGCAUCGGCAAGAACAUUGUCAGCGGCGUGGGCGCGGUGGGCAAGACUGCCAAGACGGGCUUCGGACUUCAGGCCUCGGCGGCCGUGGCGGCGAGCCAGGCGGCUGGGCCAACGGGAACGAUGCCGGCGCCCGGAGCCGUGGCACGUCCGACGGUCGAGGGUGUUGCGCGGGGGAUCGCCACGCCCGCGAUGGCGUCGUCGGGCAGCCCGUUCCUCGACAGCGCCUCGAGCGACGCGUCGGGCUUCCCCUCGCGGACCGGUUCGCCCUCCGGCCAGCAGCGCCCUGCGUCUGGCCCGGCGGCCCAGAUGAGCGCCAAGGACUUGGACCAGAUCCUCUCUGCCAUCUUUGCCGUGGCCGACGAGGCGUUCAACCUGCAGGGCGGCUGGACGCUGCGGCGCGGUAUGCUGCGCGUGCUCGAGCAGGUGGUGCGGACGACGUACUCGGGCAGCGUGGUGUCGACGUUCAACGAGGCGGCCUCGUCGCUCAACCGGGACAGCUUCGCCACGUGGACCGAGGCGCUGCUGGACUCGUACUGGCCCGAGGGGCAGUGGUCGACCGAGAGCUGGCCCGAACGCACGGCCGAGGAGCGUCAGAAGACGGCGGAGCGGGCGCGAGAAAUCAUCGUGUCGUACGCUCCCGCCCAGGCCGGGUAUGUGCUGGGACCGGGCGGACGGGCGGCGUGCGUAGAGGCGCUGGCCGCUGUGCACGAGUCCCUCACCGACCCCGUCACCGCCGCCGACCUUGGCCUGACGAUGACGCUCAAGGUGCUCGAGAUGUCGAGCAGGUGA
This is a messenger RNA of Pseudozyma flocculosa PF-1, 3606 nucleotides long. RefSeq lists its product as uncharacterized. NCBI's taxonomy places the organism in Eukaryota, Fungi, Basidiomycota, Ustilaginomycetes, Ustilaginales, Ustilaginaceae. Bases 1 to 3606 code for a protein of 1201 amino acids. Gene Ontology annotation, cellular component: intracellular membrane-bounded organelle. The record is from RefSeq and is a predicted model, not a curated record. The transcript is spliced from 4 exons. Gene Ontology annotation, molecular function: phosphatidylinositol binding.